AUGGAAAGCACAAACACAUAAUAGGAAAGUACCGAAGCAACUUAACAAAAUUAGGAAGAGAGUGUGUCUGAAUUACAGCAACAGAAUGUAGAGAGUGAAGAUGCUUUCAAUGAGGACGAGGAUCCUUUAAGACAAGAGGAUAACCUUACUGCAGAGCAGGAGGCCACACUAUUUGCGUUUUUACAAAAAGUACAAAAAGCUUGCAACACUGAUGACAGUCUUCCAGAUUUCAUUGGAGCUCAGGUUUAAGACUGGCUAUAAGAGUUGGAAUAGAAAAAAGUAGAGGGUGACUAAUAACUUGCAUAAGAUGAUUAGUAAACCUAAUGA
Molecule: messenger RNA, 327 nt
Organism: Stylonychia lemnae
Lineage: Eukaryota; Ciliophora; Spirotrichea; Sporadotrichida; Oxytrichidae
Source: the annotation of a GenBank genome assembly